GCACGAACUCAUUUCGGGGGCAUGAAAAUUAAAAGACACGCGGCUGGGAACAUUCCUUGCUCCUCUCCCCGCCCCCUUGCUUCAGCAUUCUACAAGGAGGCGUGGCUUUUCCUCUUUGCCUGGGCAUGUGAUUGGCUUGCGCCGGCGAUGGAGGAGAGCUGGCCGUGGUGCAUGUCGGGAGCGAACCUUGUAGCUUAAAGACCCCGGAAAAUAAACAAGGGCGUGGAGGCCUGGUUGCCGCGCUUGUUCGAGUGCGGGCACCCAUGCAUGGGACGUGGAAGCCUUCUGCGGCUGGAGGCGGUAGUGACGACUACGAUGAGCAACUCCGUCGCCUCCAGGCGGAUCUCCGGGACAGUGAAAUAAAGAGAAUGGAACUGGAAAGAAAAAUGCUCGAAUAUAGCAAAUCUGAUACUUGCUUAACUAAUAUGAAACACAUGAGGCUAAAAAAAUACUUAAAAGAAAUAUGUGAUCGCCAGAAGAAAUCUCUGCUCCGCAAUCAAGAUUUGUUAAAGGAAUUUGAUUGGUUUGAAGCUCAUAUUAGAAAGUUUGCUUCACGUUCAGAGUCUCUUCAAAAAUUAAAGGCAGAAUAUGAAAGAGAAAUGAAAAGUAGGCGGAUACUUGAGAGAGAAAAUAUAUUAAAACAUGAGGAGACAGAUGAUAUUAAACAUCAGAACAUGCCAGAAGCAAGACAGGCAGGAAUUAACAACCGGACAGCCAUGUCAAGAGGACUGUAUCACACAGCAACAAUCUUUAUGGGCCGCCAAAUGUCAGCUGUCUCAAGCAUUGAUGAUUUCCAUGUGCAGCAGAAAUCUUCUGAGCUCACAAAGAGCUUUUCAAUUUCUGACCCACAUACACGUAGACAGCCAUCACGGAGCAGCUAUAUGACAGACAGCUGUGUAGUACAAACUAAUAGUGAUCUACAGUGCUCAAAUAAGUCUGACAAAAUAGAUGGAAAGACAUAUCUGCUGAUGGGUGAGGAAAUGCCAGUCACAUCCAGCAUAUCACAGGAGAAUGAAAGAACUCACUGUUUAACAGCAGAAUGCAACACAAGUAAUUGCAGUGGUAAUUUUGUGGAAAAGAACACGUCUCCUGAAUGUAACUCCCCGUUACAUGAAAGAUUAAGUCCUGAAAACAGAACCACUGAUUUAAAAAGUGACAGUUCCUGCAAAUCGCUGGAAGAAACAUUGACACAUCGGCACUUCGUAAAUGAACAGGAAUCUAAACAGCCAAUCUCACUGGCGUGUCGCCCUGAACAGCUUGUUUCCGGAAAUGAACACUCCAGGGAAAAGUUCUCAGCUCCUGGGGGUUGUCUGCAACUGGACAAAAAUGUACAGGAUGAAAGUGAAAGUAGAGAUGAAAGCAGCGAUCUCUCUGUUUCUCUGAGUGAGGAUGAAGAAGAAAUUAAUCUAUUAAAACCACACCUAAGUCUACAGGAUGUAGGCUGCCACAUGUCUUUAAAACCUGCCAAUACAGCGUAUAAUGAAGUACAUCAACAUUUACAGUGUCAUGAUACCUCUAGUUUAGCCUCAUCCUCUAGUCAUAAAACAAGAGAAUGUUUAUCAUUUGAAGGAUUUUCUCAUCUUUUGACAUUCAUAGAAGAAAUGGUGGUUGGCUCAGCUUCUGACUGCCCAUUGUUCUAUCAGAGCAAAGCUGUGAAUGCUGCAGAACUGGACACCCUUAUAAGCCUCUGUAAUGAAUCUGGAAGCUUGAAACGAGAAGACCUUGAGAUAUGUGAAGCACUUGUCCUUCAUCAGCUGCAGAGAUUAUUACAAAGUAUGGAAAACAAAUGCCUUUUACCAGAUAAUGCCUUUAAUAGCAAAAGCGAGACACUGGAUGAAAAUCAAUCCAGGCCUGAACUGACAUCGUAUUUCACACGUUUAUGUAAGCAUGCCUGGCUCUUACAAAAGCACAACGUUUCCGUGGAACAAGAGGUGAAAUACUUGUUCGAUAGCUUGCUGAUUUUACAGAGGCUUGAACAAAGCGACCAGGCCACAUCAUUAUUGAAAGAGAGCUUUCCAGAAGCAUAUGAAAGCAAGUCACUAGCUUUUAGCAGUAAAACCUCUUGUAAUUCACAAAAGAAUAAUAGUCUAAAAAAGCAAGAUACAGAAGUCACAAGCUGGUGUGAAGAUGAGAGCAAGGAAGAAAGCCUGGUGGAAAAGAUUCCUAUUACAGGUUUGAAUAUUGAUGACAGUGGCUUAAAAGAACAGAAGAGUGACAGAACCAGUUCAGAACCUAGUAUUUCAUCUCUUGAAAGAAGCUCUUUGUCAAGGGGUGAAAACCAAAAGAAAAUGCCAUCUACAAUAAAAUCCAAAGCCUUCUGGGGUGAUUCCGAUGACAGCAACUCUGAUAUUGAAGCAGCUCUGCGUCCUCAAGUGCAAUCUUCACACGAAGAGGACUUUGAUGACUUCUACGACUGAGAAAUUAACAUUAUAGUCACAUAUACAAUAUAGUAUUAAAACAGUAUGACUGGACAAGUUUUUCAGGAGGUUUGGGUAUGUUUUUGUGUUGGCCACAUCUUUGCUUGGUUCCCAAUGUGUGUUUGUGAAUGUGUAUAAAGUCUCUUCGGACACAGAUUGUGGAUAAAAGUAGAGUUUCAACCUGAGAAACCCAAGAUUUCAUUCUUGGCCUUGUAAGCAUUUGUUUGAAAUACAUAGGGUGGUUUGGGAGUUGGGAAAUGGGCAGAAGUGUUUGACUGAUCCACCACUGAAAAAGUACUUUCUUGUUCACAUAAGGUCUCCACCUAUCAUUAGACAUGCUUAAACAUAAUGUGCUUUUACAGUCUACUAUGGGACCAAAACAUGCGCUGUAACCCUUACAUUUACAGAUUGUGGGAAAUGAAGGGGAGAAAUAUUGGAAUUUUGGUCCAGACUGGGAAUAUGGUUUGAGGGGAGGGUUUGUAACAUUUUCUUCUUCACUGCAGUCUCAUUUUAAAUACUCUUCCCUCCCCGGGGCUAAUAUUUACACUGGAAGGAGAGCUACCAUUUAAUAGAACCCUUCUGUCGCCACAAACAGUGGAUAAACAUGGAGAGAAAGAAAGCAAAAUAUUCAUAAUCCUCCCCACAAUUACAUUCUGGAUUGUGCUGUUCUUUCUGUAGUAAUAGCUAAUUACUUAUAGUUCACGCAUUUAGUAAUCAUCACCAUAUCUGUGUUGGCCCUUGGUUGGCAGCUGAGACACAGGAGUAAAUGAUAUUAUGUAAUAGAUCAGCUUGUCAUUUAUAUGCCUUAGUCACAAAACAUCUUGCACACUGACUUUUGUUGGCAUACCCUUGUGAAAGAUCGUAAGAGUAAUAUGCACCCCUGGCCACUUGCUUGAAGAGAUUUAUUCAAGUCAUGUUUUUAAAAAAUUGACCUGUGUAUGUCAUUUGCUAUAUAUUCUGAAGUCCAAUGAAUUGUUAUCAAAUGCUGAAACACUGCAAACUUCUCCAUCAGAGGAAUGCUGAUAUCAUAGUUUGGCUUGAUUUUUCUCUCCACUGUGGUUGUAUUAAUUUUGAUUUUACUUGCAAGCCACCAUGCAAGUGUUUGCGUUAAUGGCAAUAUAGAAAUCAUUAUAAAAAAUAAUGACGUAAUAAACUUUUUACAGACAAUCCGUGAAGUAUUUACAUCUGGAUUCAGACACAAUCCUCCUGAACUAAAUAGUGAUAUAUAUCCUGCAAAGAACAAGAGAAACUGGAUGAUGAUAUUGUGUGUGUUUACUUGCUUAAAUGUUGUGCUGAAGAGACUCCAAGUGCUUGCAGGCAGAGUCUAUCCAGAAUCACAGUGUGGAUUUC
Molecule: messenger RNA, 3767 nt
Organism: Pogona vitticeps (central bearded dragon)
Lineage: Eukaryota; Metazoa; Chordata; Lepidosauria; Squamata; Agamidae
Gene: KIZ
Product: kizuna centrosomal protein
Biological process (GO): spindle organization
Cellular component (GO): centrosome
Source: RefSeq, a predicted model, not a curated record